This is a messenger RNA of Trifolium pratense (red clover), 2679 nucleotides long. RefSeq lists its product as uncharacterized. Bases 156 to 1475 code for a protein of 439 amino acids. Gene Ontology annotation, cellular component: membrane. Gene Ontology annotation, molecular function: starch binding. Lineage: Eukaryota; Viridiplantae; Streptophyta; Magnoliopsida; Fabales; Fabaceae. The record is from RefSeq and is a predicted model, not a curated record. The transcript is spliced from 5 exons.
UCUCAAAAACCACCAGCAUCAGAUAGAUUCUCAAACUUAACACACAAAACAACAAAAGCUAAUCAAAUAAUGAACCAAACAUCAUUGUGUCUCACCUAGUAAACUCAAUUAAACUUCAUAGUUCAUAUGUUUGUUGCAGAUCAUACUUUACUGUGAUGAAAGCCUUCACAAGUUUUAGUUCAAAACCUAUAGUUCAUAAGCUAGGAUCUUUGUAUCCUAGUAUUGCUAUUCAUGUUUCUGAUAAACCCUUUUCUUGUUUCACUCCUCCCUUUAGAAAUGACCAAAAAAGUUCCAUUUUUUGUCUCUUGAAACUUGUUCAAAAAAAGGGUCUUUACCCUUUUCAUGCUGUGCCAGCAGAACACCAGGAGGUAGAGUUGGAAACUAUUGAGCCUCAAGUUCAACAAAGUAAAAGUGAGCAAACAAAUGAAUUGAAGUUUGUUCGUGUCGAAUUUCAGCUACUAAAAGAUUGUGACUUUGGGGAACAGUUUUUAAUAGUUGGAGAUAAUCCUAUGCUUGGUUCAUGGGACCCUUUAGAUGCAUUACCCUUGACAUGGUCCGAUGGCCAUCUAUGGACUGUGGAGCUGGAUAUGCCGGCUGGUAAAUCAAUCCAAUAUAAGUUCAUACUAAAAGGGAAAGAAGGUUAUAUUAUUUGGCAGCCAGGGUCAGAUCGAAUUAUUCAAACAUGGGAAACUAUGAACCGAAUAAUUGUUUGUGAGGAUUGGGAGAAUGCAGAACUUCAGAAAAUUAGAGAGGAAGAUGGACUUUCUCAAACAAAUGAAGAACCUCAGGUUCUAUCAGAAGUGUCAACUUCAACUGAAAUUUCGGAUAAUUCUCGAGACAAAAUGGAAUUCAAUGUAUCAAAUGUAUCUGGUAUUGAUGAUACACAAAUUCACGCAGAGGAGAAACUGAUUGAUGACAGUAUUUCUUCAUCAACGCAAAAGCCGAUGGCUAUUAUUGCAGAAAAUAUAGGUUUCUCGGAGGAUCACACAGAAAGUACAAGUCACAAAACGAAUAAAAAGAAUGUCGUUCAAAGUGAAGAAUCAGAAGAUGGUCCUCAAAACGAUGAUAGAAUAGAUGAUCUUGGAUACAAUGGAAAUGCCGCGGGACUAAAGAAUUGGGAAGGGACGGUUGUGGAGGGAAGCUUAAUCAAUUUUGAAGGAGGUCCGGUGCUUGUACCUGGCUUAACACCACCGACUGAAGAAGAAGAAACUAGUCCUGUUGAACUUGUCGAAGAAGAAAAGACUGCGAUAAAGCCUUCAUUUGAAGAAGAAGAAACUAGUCCUGUUGAACUUGUCGAAGAAGAAAAGACUGCGAUAAAGCCUUCAUUUGAAGAAGAAGAAGAAACUAGUCCUGUUGAACUUGUCGAAGAAGAAAAGACUGCGAUAGAGCCUUCAUUUGAAGCGUUUGAAACUCAGGAUCAGAAUAUACCAGAGGCUGGCAAGGUUCUAAAUCAAGGUUGCGGUCGCAAUCCUUAAUAUUGUGGAAAAUCACAGCCAAAUGUGGUUGAUGCAUGCAACCUCAAUUGUGGUUGCAAAAACAUCAAAACUUUGAUUUGUGGCUCAAAUCUCGGCCGCAGACCUUUAUAUAAAACCCUGCAAGCCUGUUACCAGGACUUAACAAGUAUUCCAUCUAGCAUUGCAUAGAGUAUGUUUGGAAUCAAUGUAAUUUUGAAGAAAUCACGGUGUCGCUGAUUUUGUUGAAGUUCAAAAGUGUAGCUUUUGCCAAAAUCUCAGUAACUCACCGUGAUUCUGUUCAAUUCACCGUCAUUCCAAACAUGCACUAAGAUUAUAUUCAAAUGUAACAAUACCAUAUACAAGUUUCCACAUUUUAUAAUAAAAGAACUCUUCACCAUUGACAAAAAUUCAUAUCAUGCAUUUUCGGCAAUAAGCUUCUAAUGAAAAAGCAACAGGGUUUUUUUAGUUUUUUAGGGUUGAGUUAGGUCCAAUAUUUUUCUUGCAUUAAUCAUUAAAAUCAAUUUGUAAACUUGCACAUUUUUUACAUAUGAUGCAGCUGCUAAAUAGUUUAUGCUAAUUUUAAUGUUGUUUUUUCAUGUGCUUCAACUGAAAAUGCUUAGGUAAGUAAAGAUCAAGAAUCAGAUGAUGAAUCUGAUGAUGGCACAGAACAAGAGAUAAGCACAACAAUCAACGGUGAGCUGAAUUUCCAUGAGGAGCAGUUUUAUUCGGCACCAUCAAUAGAAGAAGGGUCAAACUCAGAGCCAAUUCACGGUAAUGCAUUGCGAAAUGACAUCGACUGGGGCCGCGAAACAGUAAAAAAGUUUCUAACAAAAUUUGGAUUGCUUUGAUGUCAACUUUUUACAGAACCACCGAGGGAAUCUUCUUCAUUGAAAAUGAUCAUGAGUUUUGUGAUUGUUCUCGUCUUUUUGCCUAAAUUUUUAUUGGCCUCGGAAAGAUGGAUAAGAGCUCAAGGUGUUUCAUGAUGAUAACUAUUGAUUGUUGGAUUUUUCUUAUCCGUGAAAGACGAUGUUGUAUGAGUUUAACGAAGGGAUGCACUGUCGUGUAAAUUAGUUUUAUACAGACAUCCAAUUAGAAUUUAUCAUACUGUCAUAUGACAUAAGCUCAAUCUGUUACUGCAUUUUUAAAAUAACUGCAAAAUAUUGGGUUUUUACUGCAUGACAGUGUAAUGCUAGUUUACACUGACAAUGCAUGUUCCAUUUUCUCA